Messenger RNA from Halteromyces radiatus, 2562 nucleotides. RefSeq names its product Oxidoreductase, molybdopterin-binding domain-containing protein. Gene Ontology annotation, molecular function: heme binding; oxidoreductase activity; molybdenum ion binding. The transcript has 6 exons. The record is from RefSeq and is a predicted model, not a curated record. The coding region runs from base 1 to 2562 and encodes 853 amino acids. NCBI's taxonomy places the organism in Eukaryota, Fungi, Mucoromycota, Mucoromycetes, Mucorales, Cunninghamellaceae.
AUGAAAAUGGAUUCUCCUUCAUCAACUACUUCAUCUACUAAAAUGUUGAUUGAUCCUAGAGAUCUUAAUACACCUGAUCAUUUUGUUUCUCGAGAUCCUUCUAUGAUUCGUCUCACUGGAAAACAUCCUUUCAACGCAGAACCACCAUUAAAGUCACUAGAAGACUCGGGGUUUGUCACUCCUAAUCAUCUUCAUUUUGUUAGAAAUCAUGGUCCUGUACCAGAAUGUGCCUGGGAUACUCAUCGAAUAAACAUUGUUGGUCUUGUUCAUAAAUCAAUCACGCUGACAAUGGAUGAUAUUCUUACUUUACCUAUUCAAACAAUACCUAUCACUAUGGCCUGUGCUGGUAACCGACGCAAAGAACAAAACAUGUUUAAACAAUCCAUUGGUUUUGGAUGGGGAGCAGCAGGUGUAAGUACUGCCUAUUGGACAGGUGUCUACUUACGAGACGUAAUCAAUCACUUUGCUGGAGGUCUUCAAUCGGCUUGUAAAUUUAUUUGUUUUGAAGGUUCAGAUCAAACUCAAAAGGGUCCUUACGGUACUUCCAUUUCUGCUCAUCGUGCAAUGUCUGAUAAUUUUGAUGUACUACUUGCAUUCAAAAUGAAUGGUGAAGUUUUACCACCUGAUCAUGGUUAUCCUAUCCGUUUAAUUGUUCCUGGUUGUAUUGGAGGUCGAAGUGUCAAAUGGCUUCGCACAAUUGAAUGUAGUGACCAACCAUCUACGAAUAUCUUUCACGAUAAUGACAACAAGGUAUUUCCACCUCAAGUUGAAAGUGCUGAACAAGCUUCUGCUGAAAACUGGUGGCCACGGCCAGAGUAUACUUUGUAUGAUCUCAAUAUCAAUAGUGUCAUCACAACACCACAACAUGGUCAACGUAUCAAUAUUAUUGAUCAUCUGCAAACCAAAUUUACCGUCAAAGGGUAUGCUUAUUCUGGUGGCAAUAAACGUAUCACUCGUGUGGAAAUUUCCUUAAACAAUGGCGAUUCCUGGCUAUUAACUGAUGUGACAACAAGACACCAAGCUCAGCAACAAGACAUCAUGAUCAAGGAGCAGCGUUCUAAUCAAAAAAAUACGUCUCAUCAUUGGACCUGGAUUUUAUGGCAAAUCGAAAUUGAUGUUGCAGAUCUUGUUCAAUCAAAUGACAUUGUUGUCCGUGCUUAUGAUGAAUCUUUGAACACACAGCCUGAAGCAAUGACAUGGAAUUUAAUGGGCAUGAUGAAUAACUGUUGGUUCCGAGUCAAAUUGAAUGUAGUAUGUGAACCUACGACAUUAGUCAUUGAAUGCGAGCAUCCUACGUUAGCUGGUCCAGAAUCUGGAGGAUGGAUGGAGAAAAAACGAAAAGCCCUAGAUCUUUCUCUCACCAUGGAAUCACCAAACACCAUCAAAAAGGAACAACCCAUCUUGCCCAUCUUUACCUUGGCAGAAGUGGAAUUACAUCAAUCUGAAGAAGACUGUUGGAUUAUCGUCCACGAUCUAGUAUAUGACUGUACACCCUUUUUAAAAGAUCAUCCAGGUGGUGCUUCCAGUAUCUUGAUUACAGCUGGUACAGAUACGACUGAAGAAUUUGAUGCCAUCCAUUCAUCCAAAGCUCAGGAUAUGCUUCAAGACUAUCUCAUUGGUAGACUAGAUGUUUCUGAUACCGAUGCCCAGAGUGUCACUUCUACAGCCAUGCAAAGUGCUACUUCAUCAAACUCUCUUUCAAAUAGCAUCAAGGCAUCGGAUGAUCCUUUUUUAAAUCCUCGCCAAUGGAAAGAUUUAAUUCUGGAAAAGAAAACCAUGUUAUCAACCACUAUUCGCAUUUAUCGAUUCUCAUUCCCUCCUCAACCAUUUGGAUUACCCAUUGGUCAACAUGUCUAUCUUAAACUGCCGGAAGAGGAACUGGAGCAAGAUACUUCAAACAAAAACAAAAAAACAAAAUCGGUGAUGCGGGCUUAUACUCCUAGUCAAGUUGGCUCUGGAUGGGUUGAAUUCGUUAUCAAGGUAUACUUUCCUGAUCAUCUUCAAUUUGGAGGGAAAUUUACCCAACUGUUGGAUCGUGUUCGAAUCGGAGAAUCUGUACCAUGUAAAGGUCCUUUAGGUGAAUAUGAAUACUUGGGUAAUGGUAACUAUUCUUUGCCACAUCAACCUCAACUACAUGCUCGACAUAUUGCCAUGGUGGCUGGUGGCACUGGUAUCACUCCUAUGUGGCAAAUAUUGACGGCUGCCUUACAAGAUUCUGAACCACCUUUCAUCUCAUUAAUUUAUUGUGCACGUUAUUUAGAUGAUUUAGUGUUAUCAAAUGAACUUGAUGAAAUCCAAAAAACACUUGGCUCAAAUCAAUUUCAUAUCAGAUAUAUUCUUUCAAAACCUCCAACAGAUUGGAAGCAUGGUAGAGGUCGUUUGACAAAGCAAGAAAUGAAGGAUCAUUUAUUCCCCUUUACCAAUAUGGAUCAAGCUGAUAAUCUUAACAACUCAUCUGUACUUCUCUGUGGUUCUGAUGCUAUGAUUGAAGAUUGUUGCAAACCGUUGAUUAGGCAAUGUUUAGGAGAUCUUUAUGUUGAAAAUCAUGUGUUUGUCUUUUAA